Molecule: messenger RNA, 2058 nt
Organism: Laetiporus sulphureus 93-53
Lineage: Eukaryota; Fungi; Basidiomycota; Agaricomycetes; Polyporales; Laetiporaceae
Exons: 3
Coding region: 1-2058 (685 amino acids)
Source: RefSeq, a predicted model, not a curated record
AUGUCAGAAGAAGUUUUUACUUCCUUCAAUGAGACACUCAGGAGGCUACAGGAGUAUCAGAGGACAGGAUUCGAGUGCACAGACAAAGGACGUGAGUAUCUUGCAGAUUACGAUCUGAGGGAACACUUUCCAGCCACAGCGGCAAACUCUCGGACAGCCAGUCUAGCGCCGUCCAACUCCAGACCAUCAAGUCCACUAUCUCCAGUACCCUCGAACGUUUCUAGCAUCCAUCUGCCUUCAUCCAUUGCGUCAGGACCAAGUUUAGGUUUAGACGACUUCAUCCCUGAAGGACAUUCGCUUCUAGACGAGAUCCAAGAGGCAGAAGCUCACAUUCAAAGUUUGCCACCUACACACCAUACCCAGUACACGAUGGCAGCUACAAUUACAACCGUCAGCCAGAUGCCAUUUAGAGGGGAUCGCGCAGCCCCUACAUUCGAUCCAGAGCAUCCGCGCAUGCUUCUGCGAUUCUUUGACAAUUUGGAAAUCUUAUUUGCCCGUUGCAAUAUCACGGACGAAACAGAAAGGAAAUGCUGGGUUUGCCGAUACCUCACUAUCGACGUAGCGGACCUCAUCGAAAGCCUGGAAGAAUAUUCAGAUGUCCAGCGCACGUUCCAAGAUCUCAAAGUAGCAGUACAGCGACUGUACCCUGGUGCAGAUAUGGAGCGCAAGUGGGAGCUAAAGCAGCCGGACCACUAUCCCGAUGAUUCAUAUGAUGUCAACGAGAUCUACGAAGCGGCAAAGUUUGUCCUUCAUGGAACUUCGCCCUCACCAGCAGUCACUGGUAGCAGCAAAGUGAAGUCAGAGUCAGGACCUGCGAUUAAGACAGAGGACAUCUCGCUACUCAUCGAGAGCCUAGUCAAGUCCGUGCAAACAUUGACAGCAGCAGUGACCGGAGUUGUGCCAAAGGGGAAUGGCAUACAAGCUAGCGCAGCGCCAAAGCCAACUAUGAGUAGUGGAGGCAACGGCAUGGGCUAUUGUCACUAUUGCGGUGAAGCAGGGGGCAUGAUAGGCACCUGCAAGCACAUAGAAGAGGACAUAAAGUCUGGCAAGUGUAUGCGAAACUCUGCCGGAAAGGUGGUCUUGCCGAACGGAUUCUUCGUCCCAUGUAACAUUCCGGGUAUAAUCAUUCAUGACCAAAUCUACGAAUGGCAUAGGAGGAAUCAGUCCACUGUGCAGACGCAGGCGUCGAUCUCAGCUGCAAGCUUAUUUGAAGUCUCCCCUGAGGAGCAUAGCACCUUUGCCUUGGGGGACGACGACCGCAUUCGUGCCUUAGAACAAGAGUUAUACUCGUUGCGCAAGACAAAGCAAGUAUUCGAUGGAGUAUACAUGCCUCCGCGCAAAUCAAAUACAAACACUCGUCAAUCUCCACCCACGUCAGUUAGCCAACCAGUCACGCAGACACAGCCCACCAUGAGUACAGUGCCUACAGCUGCUUCGUCAACCACACCAUCUACGUCGCAGCCUACAGCCACUACGCCGGAAGCAGACAAGGAGCCAGAACAUCCCUACUUCAAAUUUUCAUUAGUGGAGGAUAUGGACGACCCAAGUGACAGUUUGGCCCUAGUCAUCAAAGCAAAUGCCCAGCUCCAGCCAGAAAUCGUCGCAUAUACCCAGAUCAUACCCUCCGACCCUACCGCUAUUCCAGUCAGAUAUUUGCAAGCAUCCAAACAAUUUGUACAAGCUCUCGAUUUGCUCUAUUGUCAAGAUUCGCCUCGCAUCUCUACGUUACAAGCCUCGCAUAUACAAGCUUUAAUCUCGACUCUAUCCCUUGAUACACCCACGUCCGCCAAUCACCGUGAAUCAGGCAAACCUCCGUCAGCAGGCUUCGCAGCUACCAAGAAGAAGUACAAGCCCGUUGCGCUCAAGACUCGACCAGUUCUUACCACGGUACCAGAAUCUUUCAGAAUCAUACGUUCCAUCACGGGUGACCCGCUAGCCAUGCUACCACAACUACCUAUGCAUCCACCACAGUUUACGCCCACUGGCAGAUACUCGCUAGAACGCAUGAUGGCCCUGAACCAAGCACAUUCAGGAGGAUUUUUAUGGUCAGACGAGUGA